AUGAUAACACGAUCUAAACUCGUUGAGCAACUCAGAGAUUAUCAGAUCCGGUCUCAGCACAAGUGCCCUGCUCUCACUAUCUUUUCUCCCAAACCUGUGAUAACAACCUGGGCUGAUGUUACUGUGGCUAUAUUGUGGGCCGUACUGUUUAGUGUGCUUGUUAUAUCAUCAUAUGUGACACUUUACUUCAGGCAUUUCUGGCUUUCGUUCGCCAUUAUUUGCCUCGGUAUCUUUCUUCCAAUACGCUUGAGAAUCUCUAGGCAGGCUCAUGCAAGGAAGAGGGAAAGAAGAUUAUUGUUACCUUUGUCCAUGUGAAAGUCCACUGCCAUUCAUAUUAGUGCGCCCUGAAAUUUUACCAACAGGAUUACUGCUCACUUUUGGCGUCGGGGAUCCUGUUAGAAUUUUUAAGAACUUAAGAGUGCUUGUCUUCCUUGACAAGGACACUUGGUAGCCACCGAUCAGAAUCGAUGGUAUGGUUCUUUAAACUUCAUGACCAAUAUGCAAAAGCGUUGACAAUUUGUCAGAAAAUUCCAUUAACAUGUAAACCCCAUAUGCAAAACCUUUAAUGAUUUGUCAGACAAGUUGUUCCUUUCACAUGUAAACUUGACACUGUUGAUCCAAGUUAAAGGUAAG
This is a messenger RNA of Ilex paraguariensis (yerba mate), 633 nucleotides long. The record is from the annotation of a GenBank genome assembly. Lineage: Eukaryota; Viridiplantae; Streptophyta; Magnoliopsida; Aquifoliales; Aquifoliaceae.